This is a messenger RNA of Chrysochloris asiatica (Cape golden mole), 888 nucleotides long. It is a transcript of the gene IGFBP7, whose product is annotated as insulin-like growth factor binding protein 7. NCBI's taxonomy places the organism in Eukaryota, Metazoa, Chordata, Mammalia, Afrosoricida, Chrysochloridae. Bases 25 to 879 code for a protein of 284 amino acids. Gene Ontology annotation, biological process: regulation of cell growth; regulation of signal transduction. The record is from RefSeq and is a predicted model, not a curated record. Gene Ontology annotation, molecular function: insulin-like growth factor binding. The transcript has 4 exons. Gene Ontology annotation, cellular component: extracellular region.
GCCGCCGUCACUGCCCCCCGCACCAUGGAGCGAGCGCCGCUGCACGCCCUGCUCCUCGGCUCCGCCGGGCUGCUGCUCCUACUCCUGCCCCUCUCCUCUUCCUCCUCUUCAGACGCCUGCGGCCCUUGCAAGCCGGCCGCCUGCCCGCCCCUGCCCCCGCGGGGCUGCCCUUUGGGCGAGACCCGGGAUGCGUGCGGCUGCUGCCCGGUGUGCGCCCGAGGUGAGGGCGAGCCGUGCGGGGGUGGCGGCGCCGGCAGGGGGCACUGCGCGCCGGGCAUGGAGUGCGUGAAGAGCCGCAAGAGGCGGAAGGGUAAAGCCGGGGCAGCAGCUGGCGGCCCCGGGCUGAGCGGCGUGUGCGUGUGCAAGAGUCGCUACCCCGUGUGCGGCAGCGAUGGCACCACAUACCCCAGCGGGUGCCAGCUGCGCGCCGCCAGCCUGAGGGCCGAGAGCCGCGGGGAGAAGGCCAUCACCCAGGUCAGCAAGGGCACCUGCGAGCAAGGUCCUUCCAUCGUGACACCCCCAAAGGACAUCUGGAACGUCACUGGAGCCCAGGUGUACUUAAGCUGUGAGGUCAUUGGAAUCCCAACCCCUGUCCUCAUCUGGAACAAGGUAAAAAGGGGUCACUAUGGAGUUCAAAGGACAGAACUAUUACCUGGUGACCGGGACAACCUGGCCAUUCAGACUCGUGGUGGACCAGAGAAGCAUGAAGUAACUGGCUGGGUGCUGGUAUCGCCUCUGAGUAAAGACGAUGCUGGAGAAUACGAGUGCCAUGCAUCCAAUUCCCAAGGACAGGCUUCAGCAUCAGCAAAAAUUACAGUGGUUGAUGCCUUACAUGAAAUACCAGGGAAAAAAGGUAUAAUAAAUCCCACAGCCAUUUAAAAAUGACUA